Molecule: messenger RNA, 4287 nt
Organism: Sclerotinia sclerotiorum 1980 UF-70
Lineage: Eukaryota; Fungi; Ascomycota; Leotiomycetes; Helotiales; Sclerotiniaceae
Exons: 3
Coding region: 1-4287 (1428 amino acids)
Biological process (GO): regulation of DNA-templated transcription
Molecular function (GO): DNA binding
Source: RefSeq, a predicted model, not a curated record
AUGACCACAAUUGACGAAAUGGACGAAUUUUUCAAUUUUGAGGAUGCCACCCAUUCGACCACUGAUCACUUCGAUUAUGACUUCAGUCAUCUCAAUGCCACUUCGAGCUUAGAUCCUUAUGAUAUCGACCUAACCCUUGCGGAUCCUGAAGGAGAUGAGAACCCAUUCACACGCCUUCAACAUUUCUCAGCUCCAGAAGAACAACAUUCCCAAGCUUCUGAAAAUGCAUUGGUCAAUACAUCGACUCUUGAUAUAACGGCCCUUGAAGCACACGACUUCCAAGAUUUUCCAAGGUGGAUUGAUGGAAUGUCAGAGCCUCCCAAGCCCUGUACACGAUGUCGCCAAGAGAACACUCAUUGCAAAGUUCUCAAAGAGGGUUUCCGUAAGGGUUCUUGCACAUGCUGUGUGGCGCUUGCGAGACAAUGCAGCUUAACACAAGAUUUGAAUAUCACGGGCAGAAAAUCAUAUGAUUAUCGUGCCUCUGGCAAAGUUAACGGUAUUGGCGACAGCCAGGGAAAUCGAGACAUCAACGAGGAAGAAAUCACAUCUUCAGUCAAGGAGUGUGAGCACUGCAGAGCAUGUGCUGAACCAUGCAAAGUAUUGUUAGAGGGAGAGAGUGUCGCUUCUCAAAAAAAUUGCCUGGUAUUGAACCAACCUUGUCAACACAGUGAUUGGCAGAUAGCGGAAGGUCUCCCUCAAUCCAAUCCUCUCAUAUCACCCAUGUCUCCUUUUGAAGGGUAUAAUCCGUACUCAGCAUCUCGAAACGAUUCUUCGACGGAUUUGUCAACUCUUAAAACUUCCACAGAAAAUCUCAUAUCGGACGUUGGGGAUAAUAGUCCUAAAGUCGGAGCGAGAUUCUCAAGACAGUCCGUACGAAUCCUCAAGGAUUGGCUCGGACUACAUCAUCAUCAUCCAUACCCAACAGACUCGGAGCGGGAGAUUCUAAUGUCCAAAACGGGAUUGAAUAAAACGCAAAUAACGAAUUGGCUCGCGAAUGCACGCCGAAGAGGGAAGACGAGACCGACGAUUACUCCGCCAACUGCGGGAAAUUAUGCAAAUGCCAUGGAUAUUCCAAGGAAAGCUACUCCUGCUUUGGAGCACAUGAAUCCUUUGGAACGUUGGAAGCACUCUCCACCCGAACAUGAACCUGCCUCGGCAACCGCUAUUGCAAAGGCCGUUACGGCUUCUAGUUACAAUUCUGGUAUGGAUAGUCCAUACACCAGUUACGCUGAUGAUGGGUCGAACCGAUCCCUUUACAAUGUAUCGUCGGCUAGUAGUUUGGGAACUUCUCACUCUAGCGCUGGUUCAUUUGCUUCGGCAUAUUCUCAUAGAUCUCGUGGAUCGUUUGGCUCUUUUGGUUCUUUUGGACCCAAAGGUAGACGUCGUCGUCGUCGACAAGCACCAAAACCAGCAAAAGUUAUAACUGCAGGUCCCGCCCGUACCUUUCAAUGCACUUUCUGUACCGAAUCCUUCAAGACAAAACAUGAUUGGCAGAGGCAUGAGAAAUCUCUACAUUUAUCCCUUGAGAGGUGGAUCUGUUGUCCCAAUGGCCCUAUACAAUACAACAAAGAGCAUGGACGGCCAGCUUGCGUAUAUUGCGAUCAUCCAAACCCAUCAGCUAGUCAUGCUGAAACACAUAACCAUUCAAGUUGUGCCGAGAAGUCAAUUGGAGAAAGGACAUUCUAUAGGAAAGAUCACCUACGACAACAUUUGAACCUUGUUCACGAUGCGAAGUUUGUUAGUUGGAGCAUGGACAGCUGGAAAGCAAUCACACCAGAAAUACGUUCUAGAUGUGGCUUCUGCGGCAUAGUGAUGGAUUCUUGGACGGCUAGAAUUGAUCAUUUGGCCGAACAUUUCAAAAGUGGAAAAAGUAUGGUUGAUUGGAAGGGUGACUGGGGUUUCGAACCACAAAUCCUCAACAUCGUUGAGAAUGGAAUUCCCCCUUAUCUGAUUCAUGAAGAACGAAUGACCAUGCGGCCUUUUGAAGCUUCGCAAAAUCUUUUAAAUGUGGAGCGCACACCAGAAAUCCUGAUCAAGAGCGGUCUCACCCAAUACGUGAAUGAUAAGGUUGUACAAGGCAUAACACCGACUGACAAAGAGUUGCUCGGUAUAGCACGCCAAAUAAUCCGCAAUUUGGAUGCUGUCUCUGAUUCGCGGCAUUAUUCCCAAGGCUCUUGGCUAAGCGACCUAAUCUUGUUCUCCAGGUUGGAUAUAUGCCAGACAGACAAACAAGAUGUCCUUGAAAUGACACCAAGCAAGUCAUUGGAAACAGUUCAACGCUCAUUGAUCGAUGCGACACCAUCAAUGCAUCAAUGUCCAAAAGAGAUAGCCCUACGGAAUUAUGUUAAUUCGAGACAAAUGCUUGGUCUAACUGCUACGGAUUCUGAACUACAAGUGGAAGCAUGUAGGAUUAUUGACGAAGCUGAAUUAACAGCCGCAGUACCUUGCAAAGGCGCUGUUUCGUGGUUCAAGUACCUGAUAAAGGAUUCGACUGGCUGGCUCGCUGAUUUCAGAAGGCGUGCAGGCCUGCCCAGGAGUUGUGAAAUGGCCAAUGAGGGUGUAAGAUCAAAGGACGAAACUUCUAUUGAUCAUGCCAUACACAACUACGCCCGACUAGAAGCAGAGAUGAAAGAUUAUGUGCAACUUCAAUUCUCCCUGGGUAUAAAGCCCGCAGAUUCUGAUCUUCAGCGACACGCUAGGCUCAUCAUUUAUGGAAAUGAUGAUCAAUGGAAUCAAACGUGGGCUGACGAUCCACUAUAUCUUCAUAUAUUCAAGACGAGAAACGGACUUGCGCCUGCGGCAGAAAAUAAACCUUCCGUUAUGUUUCCAACAGUGAUAGGUUCUCCUGAGCGAGCCGAAUCUCCAUCAAGAACCUCACAUUGGGAGUUGGAGAAUUACGAGGCUCAUAGUCGUCCAGGAAGUAAAGGGGAUUCGCCAAAUAUGAACUACAAUCAGCCCGUUCAUACACUUGAAGCAUCCAAUCAACCAUCUACAAACUCUAACCCUACACAACCUCUGAAGUACUUCCUCAACGAUGCAAAUUGUUACAAUCGAUUAGUCCGAGAACUUUCCAGAUUUGUGGCGAGAUGUAUGUCGCCAAAUAAUCCCAAUCAACAUAUUCCAACGGAUGCUGAACUUCAAAACCAAGCGCGCUGGGUAAUUUAUGAUGACGACGACCCGUGGAACCAGACCGCUGCUGACAACGCAGAGUGGUUAAUGCGAUUUAAACGUGAUGUCGGUCUGUCGCCUCAAGAAUCCGGGCCAGGUCUUCCCACAGCAAAUGUCUCCUGGAGAGUUUCUUCAGGCGGCUCAGGUUUCUAUCCACCUUACCUAAAUCCAGGAAAGAAUCUCAAGGCGUGUGAUACUGCAGAAAUAGAAGUCAAUCUUGCGAAAAUAGACGAAAGCGAGAAGAUGGUGAGGUUGAGAGGAGAAACCGCAAAUGGAUAUAUCAAAGGACUCAAAAAGCGAUAUAAGAUGCCCGCACACGUUUUCUGCUCGAGGGAGUUAGAAGAAGCAUUAGUCGAUUUGGUUAAGACAGAAAGAGAACAAGGCCGCGUCCCAACUGAUGGAUUAUUGAGGGCCAGAGCAAGGGAUGUUUUGAAUGUACCGAACACAGCAGCGGAUGACAAGGAACUUUUGGAGAAAUUCAAAACUCAUUAUGGAGUUCCUUCAACCGAUCAACAACAAAACCAUUCACCAUAUUCACAAACUCAAACGUAUCAACCACAAGCCCAAUCAAUACUCUCAUUUUCCACGCAACAACCUCCAGCUUUUCUCAACGAUGAUGAUUUAUUAGCUUCUUUCGAUGAGGAAUUAUUUGAUCCUUGUGAUAUGGACUUGGGGUUUGACACCUCAUCACCCGCCAACAUGGAUUUCCUCUCAAAUCAAGCUUCUUCUACGCUGGGACUAGUCGUUUCUGCACCACCAUUUACCGGUAUAACUGAGGGUGCUAUUAUGGAUUUCGAUAUGAACAUGAAUAUGGGGAUGGAAGAUCACAAUGCAGAACCAUGGGAUGAGCUGUCGAAUGGGAUGAAUGCCUUGAGCGGGUCAGGGGGAAUGGUGGAAAUAGACGAGGGUUUCAAUUUUGAAGGAUCUAGUGAGGAGGAAAUGAAUAAGCAAAUUGAAUUUGCUGAGUUGCACAGGGUUAAUACGGCUACAGCUAGUCCUUGGAGAAGGAGGGCAUCUGAAAGGUUGGCGAGAGGAAAAGGAAAUCCUGGGAAUGGUGAAGGGGAAGGUGGGAUGAAGGGGUAUGAUUUUUCGAGGGGAGGAAGGGAGAGGCUUUGGUGA